AUGAAUUGUUAUGUUCACAGAUUUGUUCAGCAGUUUUUACCUGUGUUGUACGAAGUUACUGUUGAUAAUGUAAAAUGGGCUAAAUAUUUCUGGGAAUGGAUGCUGAUCUGCAUUGGCUGCCAGUCGUGUGAAUAUUUCCGAAUCUUAAAUGUUGCAAUUUGGAAAGGUACCGCUUUGAUGUCUUCAGAUCGCUUCCAAUCACUUAUUGAUAAGGUAAAAGUGAUCCAAUUUAUCACGGUUGAUGUAAGUAUGCAAAUGCAAUUACGUGUGAAUAACUUGAUAACUGCUGAUAAUAUCAAGAGCAAAACUGCGCGGAUAGUGGGUAGAAAGCAUAACAGACUGUAA
Messenger RNA from Loa loa (African eye worm), 345 nucleotides. RefSeq lists its product as hypothetical. Bases 1 to 345 code for a protein of 114 amino acids. NCBI's taxonomy places the organism in Eukaryota, Metazoa, Nematoda, Chromadorea, Rhabditida, Onchocercidae. The transcript has 2 exons. The record is from RefSeq and is a predicted model, not a curated record.